Messenger RNA from Papaver somniferum (opium poppy), 1200 nucleotides. RefSeq lists its product as uncharacterized. Gene Ontology annotation, molecular function: zinc ion binding. The record is from RefSeq and is a predicted model, not a curated record. Bases 1 to 1200 code for a protein of 399 amino acids. The transcript has 2 exons. NCBI's taxonomy places the organism in Eukaryota, Viridiplantae, Streptophyta, Magnoliopsida, Ranunculales, Papaveraceae.
AUGUCACUUUUCAAGAAAACUUAUGGGUCCAAUAUUAAGUAUCACCAUGCCCGUAAAGGGAAAGAAGCUGUAUUUGAAGAACAAUAUGGGGAUGACGAGAAGUCGUAUAGAGAUUUUACUUGGUAUGUCAAAGCAAUUGAAGAAAGUAAUCCCGAUAGCUAUGUGAAGUUUGAAGUUGAGGAUGGAACCAGUAGAUUUCAUAGGAUAUUCGUUUGUUACGGUGCUUGCAAGCAUAGCUAUAGGUAUCUCAGGCCCAUGAUUUACUUGGACGCUACUUUCCUUACUGGUAGAUACAUGGGUACUUUUAUGGCUGCUACAUGUAUCAACGGAAACAAUGAGUUUUACCCAUUUGCUUUUGCUAUUGUUUCUUUUGAAAACAAAGAUAAUUGGUUUUGGUUUCUGGAGAAUCUUCAACAUGUUGUCGAUGGUCGUCCGAUUGUUUUCCUUAGUGAUCGUCAUGAAGGACUUAUGCAGGGCAUUCCAAAAUAUUUUCCUAAUUCACAUCACAGCUAUUGCUUUUACCACAUCAAAUGCAAUCUCCCCAUUGGAUUAGGUGAUGCGAAUUCGAAGCCCGUUCUUGAUUUAUUUUACAAAGCUGCGUACUCUUACACACCAGCAAACUUUGAAGAAGCUUUGAGGGGAAUGCAUGCAAUUGGAGUUGGACAUGUUGCUAACUAUAUCAGGACUAUUCCAAAGGAGAAAUGGGCAAAUGAGUUUUUCCCUGUAUGCAGAUAUGGUGCUCACUCUUCAACUCUUGCCGAGUCCUUUAACAACUGGGUUCUUCCUUUCAAAAAGUUGCCUGCUUUUGUUCUUCUCGAUGCGAUACGUUUGAAGGUUAUGGAGAAAAUGUCUGAGAGAAGGAUACUAGGUCUGGAAACAUUAAACACUAAGCUCACUCCUGAAUAUGAGGUUUUACUAAAGGAAAACAUCGACAUUGGUCGUACUUGGACUGUUGUUCAGUCCAUGGAAAGAUUGUAUGAAGUCGGGUCUCCCCGGACUCAUUCUGUAGAUCUAUUGCAGAAAACUUGUACAUGUCACAGGUGGCGAGUGAAUGGUUUUCCUUGUGCGCAUGCUUGUGCUGCCAUUCAAGCUAAUAGAGAAGACAUUUAUUCAUUUGUUGAGCCAUACUUCACCACCGAAUGGUACAACGGGACAUACCAGGAGAUCAUCUUUCCAAUCCCCAAUUAUGACAAGCCGUAG